Molecule: messenger RNA, 1819 nt
Organism: Somion occarium
Lineage: Eukaryota; Fungi; Basidiomycota; Agaricomycetes; Polyporales; Cerrenaceae
Source: the annotation of a GenBank genome assembly
GCUGCCAGGAAGCCUAUCUCAGGCAACCUAUAUUCUCUGCGCCGCCUGUCUGAGGGUGUUUUGCCAAUAUGCUCCCAAUCGGAAGCUUGAUUUGGGUGUCCCUUCGUCCAUUAUUACGGCUAGUCAUAUGUGUCGGGUGUGGCUUUAUUCUCACCAAGACUGACGUUUUCCCCGUCGUCGCGGCUAGAGGUGCCGGCCAACUUAUGCUCAAUGUUGCUUCUCCAUGUCUCAUGUUCUCCAAGAUCGUCCCCGCAUUCACCUCUGAUAAUAUUGGCGCCCUAGGACCUUUGGUCCUUGUUGCAGUGCUAUACCAGAUUCUGGGUUUCGUCUUUUCAUUCUUGAUCAAGCAAUUCUUCUGGGUACCACACCGCUUUCGAUAUGGAAUAUAUGUCGCUGGUGGCUGGGGCAACUAUGGAGACAUCCCUACGUCCGUGAUCAUGAGUAUGGCUGGUGCAGCUCCAUUUGGUGGCGUUCAUGACCAGAACUUGUCGAUCGCCUACAUAUCCGUCUUCAUUUUAGUGUUCUACAUCACUCUUUUCCCUAUGGGCGGACACAUAUUAGUCGCGAAAGACUUUGUGGGGCCCGAAGUCGAGGACGAGGAAAUGCGCGAGCUGACACGCCUAAAACGCAAGGCAUUGUUACGUCAAUGGAAGCAUCUCCCUUCUAUCUUGCAUCGGCGUGCCACUCUCGGACGCCAAAAGGACGACCCCGAGGCUCCAUUCCAAUCAGCAAAUCCUUCGAUCAGUGAAAAGAGCAUAGCUGAGGCGUUCCAACAGGACCCUUCCUCGACUGGCGUCGAAUUCAUUCGGCCAUCCGCUCCUUCAGCCGCUAAACAUGUCACUUUCCAUGACUACGAUACUCAGGUUGCGACUCCUUCAAUCACCGAAGUCGAGAUCUCGAGAGUGGCCUCUCCAGCACCUUCGCUCACACAUGCUGAUACGGUGACCCAGGUAGAAGUUGAACAUACAGACAACAAGGAUAACUCUGCAACUGACGUCACAAAUACGUCUGGCUCAUCCCGCCCUGCCAAAAACAAACGUCUUCGUGCCUUUCUAUCUUCCCUCAUAAACCCACCUUCUAUAUCCAUCAUCAUCGCAUUCCCAGUCGCACUCAUAACACCGCUCAAAGCCCUCUUUGUUCCCGUUUCCAACUCCCCAAUUCCAAACGCACCCGAUGGGCAACCCCCAUUAGCCUUCAUCCAAGAUGCUGCUGCCUUCAUUGGAGCAGCAGCAGUGCCUUUAGGCUUGAUAUGCCUAGGUGCCGCGUUGGCUAGGUUGAAAGUUCCGAUGAAUCAGUGGAGAACACUUCCAUUGGGUGCCAUCAUGUCUUUGGCAGUCGGAAAGCUGAUUAUCACGCCAAUCUUGGGAGUCCUCAUCUGCCAGGGAUUGACAAAAGCCGGUGUUAUCGAUCCAACGGAUACUGUACUUCGAUUCGUUUGCAUAUUUUUCUCAUGUCUGCCCACUGCGACCACCCAAGUGUACCUCACGCAGGUAUACUCUGGUACAGGAAGCGCUGAACAUAUUUCCGCCUUCCUAAUCCCUCAAUAUGCCCUCAUGUUUGUCUCAAUGAUUGUACUCACUGCAUUCUCCAUCAACCUCAUCUUCUGACAUUCCUCCGCCAAACAACGCCGACAUGCAUGCUCUGAAGAGCUUGUACGAUAAUAUAGGCUAUAAUCCUAGAGUUCCGACAUGUAGACGAUGACUGUAACUGGUACAAAAGCUAGACGAUACACUUUCAAUAGAAUUAUAGAGUUGUUGCUUACCACCAUUACCUAUGGGUUAUCCUCAAUAAAUAUCCGUUCUACGGCCUUCCAAAAUGC